Molecule: messenger RNA, 5279 nt
Organism: Anolis sagrei ordinatus
Lineage: Eukaryota; Metazoa; Chordata; Lepidosauria; Squamata; Anolidae
Gene: PTGER4
Product: prostaglandin E receptor 4
Biological process (GO): inflammatory response; positive regulation of cytosolic calcium ion concentration; adenylate cyclase-activating G protein-coupled receptor signaling pathway
Cellular component (GO): plasma membrane
Molecular function (GO): prostaglandin E receptor activity
Source: RefSeq, a predicted model, not a curated record
AGAGCAGGAGCCCCGGCUACUCUCUUCUUCCUCUACCAACGCCUUCCUUGCUCCAGUUUGCCUUCUUUGAUCCAGGCUGCCCCUCGGAAAGGGAAGCAAAGGGGUGGUUGCAAAGGGAGAUGCUCUCCUGGAGGACCUCCCUUGCCAAGGAAAGCCAAGGAAAAGGAGUGGCCACCUGGCAAAACCUUUGAAAGGAGACAAGCAUUGGUUCGCUUUCAUUUUUUCUCGCCUGGGACCAGGAGAAUAGAACAAGAACUGGUUUUUCUGGACCGAGAAGAAGACAAGGAAUGGGAAGUCCAAGCAGGGACUCCAAAGGACUUUGAGAAAGUUGUAAACCUUGGGAGAAACCCUUUAAGCAAAGCUCAGGCAGGUUGGGCUGGUGUGAGUUCAGUUUGUGUUGAGUUGCUUUGGGUUGCACUCUCCUAGCUCUCCCCUAAACUUGUUUUGCAAUGCUCUCUUGGAUUUCUCCUCCCAGCUUUGAUUUCCUUCCUUGCCUGUCCUGGUCUUCACAUUGACUUUUCACGCCCAGGAUUUGGUGGAAAAAGGAGGUACAAACCCAAGCUCUGUUUACUUUUUUUCAAAAGGAGAGCAGCUCUGUUGUGGACAGUCUCACCAUGUCUUUCAAUGGCUCGUUCCUCCCCUUGGGCAAUGGGACCCUCCCUGUGACCCACCCUGCGGACAACAGCAAGGCCUUGACCAUCCCUACGGUGAUGUUCAUCUUUGGUGUGGUGGGCAACCUGGUGGCCAUCGUUGUGCUGUGUAAGUCCCGCAAGGAGCAGAAGGAGACCACUUUCUACACACUGGUCUGUGGCCUGGCCGUCACUGACUUGUUAGGCACCUGCCUGGUGAGCCCCGUCACCAUCGCCACCUACUUGAAGAACGAGUGGCCCGGAGGACAACCGCUCUGUGAGUACAGCACCUUCAUCCUCCUCUUCUUUGGCCUCUCUGGGCUCAGCAUCAUCUGCGCCAUGUCCAUCGAGCGCUACCUGGCCAUCAACCACGCCUACUUCUACAGCCACUACGUGGACAAGAAGCUGGCUGCCCUCACCCUCUUUGCCAUCUACGUCUCCAAUGUCCUCUUCUGUGCCCUGCCCAGCAUGGGCCUGGGCAGCACCAAGCUCCAGUACCCGCAGACCUGGUGCUUCAUCGACUGGAGGACCAACAUCUCUUCCCAUGCCGCCUACUCCUACAUGUACGCCGGCUUCAGCUCCUUCCUCAUCCUGGUCACCGUGGUCUCCAACGUUUUGGUCUGCGCUGCCUUGAUCCGUAUGCACCGCCAGUUCAUGCGCCGCACCUCGCUGGGCACUGACCAGGCCUCCAACCGCCUCUCGGACUUUCGGCGCCGACGCAGCUUUCGGCGCAUGGCUGGGGCAGAGAUCCAGAUGGUCAUCUUGCUCAUUGCCACCUCCUUGGUGGUGCUCAUCUGCUCCAUCCCUCUUGUGGUGCGUGUGUUUGUGAACCAGCUGUACCAGCCACCUUUAGUGGAGGACAUUCAACAAAACCCCGAUCUCCAGGCCAUCCGCAUUGCCUCAGUGAACCCUAUCCUCGAUCCCUGGGUCUAUAUUCUGCUGCGCAAGACUGUGCUGAGCAAAGCCAUCGAGAAGGUCAAGUGUCUCUUCUGCCGCAUUGGAGGGGCCCAUCGGCAGCACUCGGGAAGCAAUUUCAACUGUACCGAUGGGCGCAGGGCAUCCUCUGCCACAGCCACCCACUCUCCAUCCUUCAUCUCUCGAGAGUUGCGGGAGAUCAGCAGCACCUCACAAACACUCCUCUACCCUCUGGAGCCAAGUGAAGGGACUGUUGGGGACCGUAUGCUGUUACCGGGGGCCAGCAGCAACUUGGCUCAAUCGGAUACCACAUCUGUAAGGACAUUGAGAAGUUCAGAUACUUCAGAGUCUUCACAGGGACAGGAUGAGAAUGUAUUUUUGGUAAAUGAACUCAGGCCUAGUAGGGUGAACCCCAAUCCAAAGAGCAGCUCUCUUCAGGUCACCUUCCCUAGUGAGACACUGAACUUAUCGGAGAAGUGUAUAUAAACCUGGGAGGACUUGUGCAAAAGAUGGUCCUUCAAAAGACUGUCAGAGAGGAACUGGCAUAACAAGACGGAUCAAAUGCCCAGCUCUUGCCAUCUGGUCUGUUGUGACCUGCCAUGACUUAAGGCACAACCAAGACCUAUCUGGCUUUUCACUUUCCCAGUUCAAUGGGAUCAAGUAGCCAUUUGGAGCAAGGUGGAAAUGGGCACCUACACAUAGGCAGCCAUUGGAGGUGGAAGCUAAGCACCCUGACUUCUUGGUUGCUACACCUUCAGGCACUGGGUAUGCCUUUUGUGGUGGGAAAAGAGGGUAGCUGCUGUAUCUUUGUACUUUCAUUAUUAUGUGAUAAGCACAUUUUUUUUGCAGGAGACGUAAGGACUAUCUCCACUCUGCAGACCUUCUUCUGCUCUCAGACCCUGCUAAUGUAACAGAUGAAUGUAUUGGUGCCAGAAGAGUAGGCUGCAGCUUGUGCCUUGUCUUGCCCUGUGACAUAGGACUGUUUUCCAGGGUUACAAAGAGUUGUAAUUUCCCCCCAGUUCACUUAGAACUGAAGCAUACUUAUCCCUCAUUCCUUUGCCCUCAUUAUGGAAUAAGGUUGAGAGAGAAAUCACUACAAGUUAGCUGCUGGUAGCUGUGCGUAACUGCUCCAGAUGAUAUAUGAAAGUGAAAAUCUCUCAAUUGGUAUGAAAAAAAUGUGAAUUUCUUUCUCUGGUUGUAAAUAUAUAUAUAUACGUAUCUUGUCUAAAUGUAUUUAAAAACUUUAUAUUCUUCUCUGUGAGAAGGUUAAUUAUUAAUACAACGUAUACUGAAAAAGAAUGUUGCCAGCCCCCUUUGCCUCUAAAUGCCUGCUGUUAGAUAAUUUUACAUUAGAUUAAUUUUUGAAAGAUGCAGAUUCAGUGGUCCAAAGCAGAACUAAAUAAUUGGACAAGGCUGGAAGAGGUGGGAAUUCAACCGAAAUACAUUAUAAUUGCACCAGGGAAAAUAAAGGCUUUCUGUUUUUCAACAUUUUGCUCAUAUUGUGUGUGCACACCCAAACAAGAAAGUGGAAUUUAUGUGCUGUGAAUGCAUGCUUGUAAAAAUGAAAUGGCUGCUACUUAGGCUAAUAAUACAGUUCUCUAAACAUGUGAUGCCCAGUUCUUUGCAGGCUUACUUACAGAAAAGCUCCAUUGUCUUAAUUGCACUUUGUUGUUAAGCACAUCAACUUCAGCUUAUGGCAACCCAAUGAAUGAAAGACCUCUGGGACACUCUCAACAGCCCUGCUCAGGUCUUGCAAACUCAGGCCUGUGGCUUCCACCUGUAAUGCUUCUUUGUGCCUUUCCUAUUGCCUCCUACCUUGCCAAGCAUCAUUGUCUUUUCCAGUGUGUCCUGUCUCCUCAUGACAUGUCCCAAGACUUGACAAUCUCAGUUUAGUCAUCUUGGCUUUGAAGCAGAGUCCAGAUUUGGUUUGCUCUAGGACCUAUUUAUUUGUCUCCUAGGCACUAGUAGUCGUGAAUGGUGACACUGGCAGAGGUACCAGCAGUGGUAAACCACUCUUGAAAACUUCCAUCUUAAAAAUCUUAUGAUCAGACAAUGGUACUUCCUCCAAAAUAAAUAUAUAUUGAAUUGCAGCCUUAAGAACCUUAAUAGGGGUGACUGCAAUAUCUAACCACUCUUCUAAAAGGUUUUCAGGAUCCAGGUAUAACAUAUUUCUGCUUGAGAUCACUUUAAUACUAAACUAGUAUACUUGGAAAGAAGACCUCCUAAAUUGAGUUAAGCCAUUUAGUUAGGACUCUAAUCCCAGGGCAGGUCAUGCAUGCAGUAUCUCCAUGCAAGAACAUUCAGAGAUAUUCAAUCAGGAUUGUAUUAGUGGCGGCACAUGAGGAAUUUCCAUGCUGCCUCUGAAACGUACAAGUUUAGGAGAGGUCAAAUUAGAACUAUUGAACUGCAUAAAAAUUGAGGAUGUGUGUUGUGGUGGUUGGAUUAGGAAUUUAACAGAUCAGGAUUCAAAUCCCCCCUUGGGAACAGAAACCAGUUGGGUGACCUUAAGCUAGUUAUAUUUUCCCAGGCUCAAGGUAACAAUGGCAAAUAAAUCUUGCUAGGAAAAACCAAUUAUAGGUUCACUUUAGGGUUAAUAUAGGGCAGAAAUAAUUUGAGGAUACACAACAGAAUGUGCCUGGCCCUCACUGUAGAUCUACCACUUCAUAUAAGUGGGCCACAAACCAAGUUGCACUUAGUGCCUCUUCUUAAAUGCUAAUGAAAUGUUUCUACAUAGGAUAUUCUACCCAAACGGACAUACUAUAGGCUUACACCAAACAGCACUUAUACACUUCCUAUAAAACACAAAGAAUUAAGGAAGAAGUAGGAAAGUGUAACUUUCCAGAUAUUAUUGGGCUGCAGCUCCAAACAUUAGAUAUGUUGUUUGGGGCUGCUGGGAUCAGUACUCUAGCAACAUCUGGAAAAUGCUUUAUGCCAUCCAGAAAGAAGUAUCAUACACACGAUUGUAAAACAUGAAAUUCAGGACUAGAAGCAAUAUGGUGUCAAUGUUCAAUUUUUUUUGUGAGUGAGCCUAGAGAUUUAUAGUGUUUGCGUGUUUGUUGCAGUAUGAUCUUGCCUAUUUGUGAAUGUGACAUGUUUUCGUUGGGAGUGUUCCAGAGAUGCAGCCCUACUCCAAUAAGUUACUGAAUCACAACUCCCAUCCUGACACCCUGACUAUAUUGGCAAGACCUGAUGGGACUUGUUGUCUAAUAACGUAUGGAUCUUAACCUCUGGUAGGGGGGAAACUGCCCACACCACUGCUUUUGUGUCAUUUUAGCCAUUUUGAAAUGUGAUUGCCCAAACUGGUCUUAUGGAAAAUCUUUCCAUUUUUUUUUUACACAAAUACCAAGAAUUUGCACUACUGCUUUGGAAAUACUUAAACCACUAAUAGAUUAAAUGGACAUUACAGGGACCAAUAGCCAUAAGAUUUCACUUCACUAAAAUAGCAGGUAGCUACUAAAGACCAGAAUAAAUGUUUUAUUUUUGUGCCAUAUUCAGCUGGAUUUUUGUGCCUGAAUGUUGUUACCUUGUGCAUAUAUACAAAGGUCUAGUGUCUGUCUCCCAUCCCCACCACACCAGGAACAUGUUGUGCAUGUUACAUAGUUUAAUGUGGUUUCCCUGUGAAUCGCUUUCUGUUGGAAUUCCAUUUCUGGGCCUAAAUAUCAGUGAUACAUUUUACAAAACUGUUUGUACUGACACAAAUCUCUUUUGGAAAUUAAAUGCAGAUAUACCAUUGAA